AUGUAUCGUUGCUUGCCUGCCCUCUGCCUCGCCUCCUCAGCUCUUCUGGUCUCAGCGACCCCUCGGAUCUGGUCUAUCGAGGAAGUAGCUACUUCCCCGAGUGCAGUCGCGGGAGUCUCCAUUCCGCACCACAAGAGGCAAGUCAUUAAAGGCCCCGGAGGGUACCGCUUCAACGUGCUUGAACAUCUGGCCGGAAUUGCGCCCUACUUCGAUUCUCCGGGAGUGCAGCUCGAUCCUAGUCCGCCCGACGGGUGCACGGUGACGAAGGCGACGUACAUCGUCCGUCAUUCGAACAUUUUCGCGAACGACUUUGACUACGAGACGUACCUCUCUCCCUUCCUUUCCAAGCUCGCCAACUACUCGGACAGGUCUGCGUUCACGAGCGCACCCGACCUGGCCUUCCUCACCAACUACACCUCCCCAAUCACGAACGAGACGGAGCAGAUCGAGAAGUUGACGCCGUCUGGUGGCGACGCCGCGGCCGCGUUCGCGGGUGUCAUCAAACAGACAUAUGCGAGUCUUCUCAACAGCACAGAGGCUCAGGCCGGCGCCUUCAGGAUAUGGGCUGCGUCAGCGAGCAGAGACGUGGACACCGCGAACGCCUUUAUUGGCGGCCUCGGCAACAACGCGACGUUAGUCGUGGUGAACGAAGGCGAGAACGACAGCGCGGAUUCGCUCACGCCGCACUCUUCGUGCCCCGCAUUCGACGCGGCCCUGGGCUCCGUGCAGGCCGGCGCCUGGCAGCAGAAAUACACCGCGCCGCUCAUCGAGCGCUUCAACGCCGUCGCGCCCGGAUUCAACUUCACGCUGACCGACAUCGUCGGCAUGCAGGAGCUGUGCGGGUACGACACCGUCAUCCGCAACACGAGCGACUUCUGCAACGCGUUCACCGCCGAAGAGUGGCUCUCGUUCGAGUACGCGAACGACCUGCAGUACUUCUACAGCAUCGGCUACGGCAACCCCAUCGCGCCGCAGCUCGGGCUCCCCUGGGUGCGCAGCGCCGUCGACAUCCUCUCCGCGAACGACACGUCCACCUUCAACCAAUCCCUGUACAUCUCCUUCUCGCACCGCGAAGAGCCGCCGCUCGUGCUCACCGCGCUCGGGCUGUUCAACAACUCCGCGUACUACCCCGCGCUCGACGUGAACAGCACGAUGCCCGCGGACCGCGUCAACAGCGCGCGCGCGUGGCGCACGAGCGAGAUCCUGCCCUUCCUCGGGCACGUCGGGAUCGAGCGGCUGCAGUGCAGCAAUGCGACGAUUGAUUCGGCCUCUGGGGGCGCAGGGGCGGAGGAUGUGGGGGAGGAUGGGGCGUACGUGCGCGUGCUGGUGAAUGGGGCGCCGAUUCCGGUGCCGGAGUGUCAGGAUGGCCCGGGGGCGUCGUGUGCGUUGGCGAGCUUUGGGGCGUAUAUUGCGCAGAGGGCGGCGGUGUAUGGGGAUUUUAUUGGGGCGUGCGGGAUCAACGAUACGGUUGCCAACCGUACGGACUUGUUGAGCAUCUAUAACGCAUAG
Molecule: messenger RNA, 1509 nt
Organism: Trametes versicolor FP-101664 SS1
Lineage: Eukaryota; Fungi; Basidiomycota; Agaricomycetes; Polyporales; Polyporaceae
Product: phosphoglycerate mutase-like protein
Exons: 6
Coding region: 1-1509 (502 amino acids)
Cellular component (GO): fungal-type cell wall
Molecular function (GO): acid phosphatase activity
Source: RefSeq, a predicted model, not a curated record